AUGUCUCUUGCUCUAAAACCUUUACUCUUGUUCCUCGUACUCUGUGCGUUGAAUCCUUUACCCUCUGUCGAGUCUGCAAUUCCAUUUAUAACAACUCUCCAAAACCUGAGGGGCAUUAGUAGGGGACAAAACGCGGAUGGCGUAGGUAUACUAAGAAUCUACCUUAAAAGUUUAGGCUACCAAGUAAACGAAAAAUCUCCUUCCGACAACAACUUCGAUGCAAACGAUGAAUCUGCUCUGAAACAGUACCAAGCUUUCCAUGGCUUGCACACCAGUGGUGUGGUGGAUGAUCAAACCAUCGAAACCAUGAGCCUCCCGCGUUGUGGAUUGCCUGAUAUCACAGCCACUCCUAACCCUAACCCUAAUGGUUUGUCGUCGUCGCCCCCCCAAAACUACAGUUACUUCCCAGGAAAUCCAAAAUGGAGCAAGUUUAACUUAAAAUAUCGAGUGACUGCAAACCCUUCAAAUGUUGCCGUCAACCGGGAUGUCUUGAAACAAAUAUUGAGCAAUGCCUUGAACACCUGGAGACAGAACAACAGUUUCACGUUCACUGAAACCACUGGUGUGUUUAAAUUCCAGAUGAAGAAGAUCACAAAAAGCUUGAUGACAGAAUAA
Molecule: messenger RNA, 615 nt
Organism: Vigna angularis (adzuki bean)
Lineage: Eukaryota; Viridiplantae; Streptophyta; Magnoliopsida; Fabales; Fabaceae
Product: metalloendoproteinase 5-MMP-like
Exons: 1
Coding region: 1-615 (204 amino acids)
Biological process (GO): proteolysis; collagen catabolic process; extracellular matrix organization
Cellular component (GO): extracellular matrix
Molecular function (GO): metalloendopeptidase activity; zinc ion binding
Source: RefSeq, a predicted model, not a curated record